AUGUUUACCAAGUCCCCUGAUGAAGAGCGAUCUCCACAUAAACCUGGCAGGGUCAGAUUGGUGUGGGACGCGGCAGCUCAAUCAUCGGGAGUAGCCUUAAAUGACUUUCUUCUAAAGGGACCCGAUUUGCUCGUGCCCUUGCUGCAGAUUAUGUUUAACUUUAGAAUGAGAGCAAUUGGCGUGAGCGAUGAGUUUCCUUCGGCAGCUAAAGCUAUUCAGAGAAGUCACUACGUAGACGACUACAUCGAUUCAUGCCAUUCAGAAGAAGAAGCCAUUACAUUAGCGAAGGAAGUUAGAGAAGUCCAUGCACGCGGGGGUUUCCAUAUGCGCAAGUGGUGUUCGAAAUCCAAACGGGUACUCGCUGCGCUUCGCGACACAACAACCUACGAAGAAAAACAGUUCUUUAACGGUGAAGAGAUACACUCUUAUGAGAAAAUAUUGGGCAUGCGGUGGAGCCCACGUCAAGAUGCCUUCACCUAUGCACUAAAGUUUGUACGCCUGAAGCGCAACAUAAUAACGACAAAAGUCGCACCAACCAAAAGGGAAAUUUUACAAGUUUUGAUGUCAGUUUUUGACCCCAUGGGUUUUGUAUCCUGUAUAAUGAUGUAUCUCAAAAUACUGCUCCAACAAGUUUGGCGAUCGAAGAUUGAUUGGGAUGAGGAAAUACCACUCAACCUGCAGGAUAUGUGGCAAUCAUGGCUGUCCUUCUUACCCUUGAUAGAGAACGUGCAAAUUCCGAGAUGCUAUUUUAAAAAUUGGCAUGCAGAAGACUGCCAAGUUCAAAUUCACGUAUUCGUGGAUGCGGGAGAAGACGCCUACUCUGCCGUUGCGUAUUUCCGUAUCGAACAGAAUAACCAAAUACUUUUGAGUCUCGUUUCAGCCAAAUCCAAGGUAGCUCCAUUGCAGCCGCUCUCGAUACCCCGCUGGGAGCUACAGGCAGCAGUAACUGGAGCGCGACUGAUGAAAAACAUAAUAGCACAACAUGAAAUCGACUUUGAGGAAUGUUACUUAUGGACCGACUCGAAAACGGUACUAUCGUGGCUCGAUGGAGACCCACGACGAUAUCAACAAUAUGUAAUGUUUAGGAUAGCCGAGAUAUGUGAGCUCACCGAGGCCAGAAUCUGGAGAUGGGUACCAAGCAAACUAAAUGUUGCGGACAUCGACACCAAACGACAACAUAGGCCUGAAACAUACACACAAUGGUUCGAAGGACCCAAAUUCUUAAAACUACCGCCGGCAGAUUGGCCGACGGAAACUACCAAUGAAAGGACAGGCAAUAGCAUGUUGGCUUGCUAUACCGGAACAUACAACAAGAAUGUUACAACGAAGAGUACACAGCCAUCGAAAACGGCCACCACGUUUGCCGGAGCAGUCCACUAUGGAGGUUACAACUCUUCCUAA
Drosophila willistoni is the source of this 1401-nucleotide messenger RNA. RefSeq lists its product as uncharacterized. NCBI's taxonomy places the organism in Eukaryota, Metazoa, Arthropoda, Insecta, Diptera, Drosophilidae. Bases 1 to 1401 code for a protein of 466 amino acids. The record is from RefSeq and is a predicted model, not a curated record. The transcript is spliced from 3 exons.